GUUCCCAGACAAGUCGUACCUCGGAUCGAGUUAAUUUAAUAAAAAAUGAAUACGACAACUCCAAGGAAUACUUUAUGGCAAUUGUUCGUACUACUCGCCAUCGGCCUGUUUGCUGCACCAGCUGUAGCAACCACAUUUGAUCCGGAUUUGAUUUGCACCCUAAUUGUAAAUGGCACUAAAAUCAACGAUCCUCGAGCCUGUGAUAAAUGGAUACAGUGCAUUAAUGACUUACCUGUUAAUGGAUCCUGUGCCGAGGGACUAUUCUAUGAUCGAGAGAGUGAAGUCUGUUUACCCUCUGCAGAUGUGGACUGUGUUUCCAGUGAUCCUUGCGCCGCUACUUCCAAUGGCUUUACGGCCGAUCCAUACACCUGCAAUGGCUAUUAUUACUGCAAGAAUGGCACUGGCACAAGGGGCGAAUGUAAUUCUGGGUUGAACUAUAAUCCCAGUACCGAAGCUUGCAUUCGCGAUUAUCCUUGCACCGACAAAUUGAACCCCGACAGCUAUUGUAACAUUCUGCCCGAUGGCGUCUUCAUUAAGGACACUUGGAACUGUGAUGGCUGGCAAAUGUGCUGGCAGGCAGAGCUCGUCAAUGGCACCUGUCCAGAUGGUUACUACUUUAGUGCGAGCCUGGGUAAAUGCGACUAUCCGCAGAACGUGCAGUGCGCUUUCACAGAGGCACCACCCCAAACAGUUCUUCCCGAUGUCUGUCCCAAAGCGGGCACCUUUAUCUCCGACAAUGAAACAUGCAAUGGCUACUAUUAUUGUCAGAAUACCACUCAGGGGCAAAUGGUUCUGGAGCAUGGCGUGUGCUCCGAUGGUCGCUUCUUCUCUGCUGCGAAUGGUGGCGCCUGCGUGCCACGAACUGAUAUACGUUGUGACUACAAUCGAUGCGUCAACAUGGGGAAUACAACGAUACAGCUGGCCAACCUGUCGGAUGAUGGAUGCACCGGAUUUGCUAUAUGUCAAAACGGUACCAUAAUUGCGGAGGCCGAUUGCCCAAACGGCGAAUAUUUCGACGAGUUGACUCAGCUGUGCACAACACAGGUUAUUUCGUUUGUAGCCUGUGCCCUAUCAUCGGAAUCAACAGAAUCGACGACAGAAAAGUUGAUCGAUGAGGAAAUAUCGACCACCGCAGCCACGUGAGCUGUAU
Messenger RNA from Drosophila albomicans, 1150 nucleotides. RefSeq names its product peritrophin-48-like. NCBI's taxonomy places the organism in Eukaryota, Metazoa, Arthropoda, Insecta, Diptera, Drosophilidae. Gene Ontology annotation, molecular function: chitin binding. The record is from RefSeq and is a predicted model, not a curated record. The coding region runs from base 46 to 1143 and encodes 365 amino acids. The transcript is spliced from 2 exons. Gene Ontology annotation, cellular component: extracellular region.